GAGUAUUCACUUCAUAUGAUUUAAUUAAAAUAAAGAUGUGGCAAGAUGGACAAGUCGUCUGGGCAAAACUAAAAUGGUAUCCAUGGUGGCCAGCUAAGGUAGGUGAAGUAUCUUCCUCCCAAAUCACUGCUUUAUUUGAUGAUAACUUGCUCUAUCGUCCAUGACUUAUUUCCUGCUUUAGGUUGAAACGAUAGAUGGAAACAGCGACAAAGUUCGAGUCAUUUUCUUUGAAGACAAUACGUACAGAGAUAUGAGCAAUGAUAGUCUGGUUGAUUUCACAAAUGGUAUGAAAUACAAAAAGACCAAGAGAAAAGAUUUACUCAAAGCUAUCACCGAAGCUGAAGAGUACUUACGAAAGGCUGACGUACAGUCUGACUGUUUAUAUGCCCAGAAUGAGAUUUUGGAUAGCCAUGUCAGCUUAAGAUCAAGGAGUCAAAGCAAAAAGAGCAGGAAAUAAAUCUUCUAGCAGGAGCAAACAAAAAUCGAAGGGCCUAGCAUCUACUCUCCCAUUUAGUGAUUUGAAAAUGGGAAAAAUGGAAGAAAAUAAGGAGAUCUCUGCUAAAUACUGAUUCAGUUCUGAGAUUGCUGCUACUACUAAGUCUAUUUCACUCAAGAAGCCAUGAACCAGUGGAAAUUUCGUGAAGAAUGUUUCCCUCUCUUCUUGUAGUAAGAAAGAUACAUUGGUAGUUCACGCGAAAGGAGAUCUGGAAAUCUGAGAUUCUUUAGAGGCUAAAAAGAACGGGGAAAUAUCUGCUACAAAUCUCAAUGGUGAUGAAAUGGUGUGUCGUGACAAGAACGAUGUAAAUCCUUCCUCUGAAUGUGAUGAAGACAAGCUAGGGAAAGGAUUGCAUGCAGACUUAGAUGCAAUGAAAUCUGGGGAACAAAAAAGGAAAGUAGCGGAGUCGUUGCAAGACUCUUCAUGAAUUCUGCUGAAAAGACACCAGGCAACUUUCGCUGAAAAUAGAUAUCCAUUGUCUGAACCAGAACAUGACUCCAGGACCAAGAACUCUCUUGUGAAUGAUCUCCAAAGCGGCCAUGAUGUCAAGAAAGGUUUGGGAUCAACUUGAGAUUAUAUCUGAGACAUCUUCAUAGACCAUGACCUUGGUACUUGUAAAAAGUGCUCUCUUGACAGACCUCAUCAGAGGAACUUUAUGAAUGCUGAGAAGGAAGAAAAGCAUGCUCCAUUCUUCUCUAACUCAUCCAAAACAUCAGAGAAGGCUCCUUCAGGUUUAAAUAUUCGCAGGUCUAAGCGUCUGGGCAGUAGGAAGAAUAGGCAAUUAGAACCUUGGAAGCCCAAACCCACAAAGAAGGUCUCUCAAAGAGCUCUGAUUAGCAAGAAUGAUCUCUCAGGAAAGAAACGGGAGAAGCAAAGUAGCAAUGCAUAUGAGACUAAUUCUGCUACUAAGAAGACUGUAUAUCCUUCACAUGAGGAGGAAAAAUCUCAUACUUUCGGCUUUUCAAUGCCUAGCCAUCCUUUCAUGAAGGCUAAGGCAGGUCCUAAGGCUAAGAUUAAGGAGUUUAAGAGGAUUAGCAAGGACUUUUUGGAUCUGUGAAGUAAGCUAAGCUUCUCAGAGAAGUACUCCAUGACACUGAAAGAAAUUAGUGACCUCAAAGCGAAUGUCAGAUAUGUCUCUAGCUGUGACCUCAGCUAUAACCCCAUCGAUCAAUCUAAGAUGGGCAAGGUCCUAACUUUGUUUCUGGAUAAACGUCAGUAUAUUAAGAGCACUCAGAGUGUCAGGAAACUGAUAUCAGAAACAAGGAAGGCUAUGGAGAGAGUAACAUACUUUCUCCAAACUUAUUUCUUUGAUGAAAAUAAUUUAAAUGACUCGGAUAUUAGUUCUUACCACAGUAGUUGUUCUCCGGAGAGAACUUCCAGAACCCCCAGUAAUUAUGGGAAAGGGCUUAUGAUGCUCAGAAGAGCCUCUCAAAGAAUAGAAUCUGGGGUGCAUCCUCUUGAAUUAAGGGCUUCUAAUUCGUUUCCUGGUCAUAAUUUACUUCAAGCUGACUCUGGGAAGAAGUUCUCUGUUCCUGAAAAUUCGAGGAUAAGUUCUCUGAAGACUCAGAGGAAGACUUCAAUAGCUCAAAGCCCGCCAUUAUCAUCUCUAAUUUCAGAACAGUUUGAAGGGAUAAACCCUUCCAUUAUGAAUAUCCUGAGAAGCAAAACACGUAGUAGCUCGAAUGAUUUUCCUGGACCCAGCCUUGGCUUGAGUUCAGGAGCAGCAGAGCCUAGCAUGUCUUUUGAAGGCCUUCUUUCGGACUAUGUCCUUAGUCUUCCCACUUCGAUUGAUGAAUUUUAUAAAGUUAUGGGAGAACUCUAUGUUAGGGAGAUAUUGAACCAGAGGCCUGAACUUCAGAGUCCCUCUCAGCUCAUGAAAGAACUUCUGUUGGGAGACCCAACGGCCACUCAAGAAAGGAUCAGCCAUGACCUAGUCAGAGAUCUCAUGGAAGCUGCUACCAGCAGAAAGGAGGUCCGUGAGGACCUCUGCAGUGCUGGGGAGAAUCAGCUAGCUGAAAAUCUGAUGCAGCAUCACCUUAGCAAGGCCUUGAUCGAGCCUUCUUCUCUUGCAGAGCAGUCUAUACAUGAAGGUCAGAAUAUGGUAGACUCAAAUGUUUUAUCUGGCCAACAAAAUUUCUCUCUAAAAGAGAGAGAAACGAUUAGAACUGAGAUUCCUCUUCAAAAGAAGAAAAGAGAAGCGAAGUCUGACUAUAAAGAAAAUAAAAGAAGUUUAAAGAAGAUUUCUCAAAAUCCUCGGGACAAGACUUCUACAGGUCAGCCUGCUUGUGGGGAAGGUUUGCAGCCACCCACUCAUAAUGAAGAGGCUAAAAGACCUAAAACAGCACGCAAGAGGGCUCCUAAAAAGAAGAAUCCAAGAGUGUUUUUAUCCAAGAUCUCAAGUAAUUCUCAGGAAAACGGUGCUUCACAUAAGAGAAGGUGAACUGGAGAUGGUAUUGAGAAGUUCUGCCGGGAUACCAUUCUCAACUUAAUUAACGGUGUCGUUUAAAUACCUGUUUCUUACCUGAAAAUCUG
Molecule: messenger RNA, 3028 nt
Organism: Moneuplotes crassus
Lineage: Eukaryota; Ciliophora; Spirotrichea; Euplotida; Euplotidae
Source: the annotation of a GenBank genome assembly